AUACUCCGAAGAGCUUUGAAAAUGAAAUGGUGACUCAACGUAUAACUCCUCAGUCUUACUUUUACUAAACAUCUGUUCGUUUAACUUUGUGAUUCGUAUACGUCAUCAGUGUAUAUACUGGAAAUUAACAUUAAAAUGUUAUAUGGUUUAACUAGUAUAAAUCAGAGUUAGUAACAGUCUCGACUCUGGAUCUAAUUACUGCCAGUUAUCAUCGGAGAUGAGGACGUUGUAAGCUAACUAUAAGUUAUCAUCGUAUUUUGAUUUCAUAGCACAAUAUUUCUUUGGUUACUUACAUUAUUGUUCCGGUUUUUGUUGUAACCUAUCACAUCUAGUGGUUUAGUGUUACUUGUUAGGAUUGAUCACUGUGUCCAUUUUUAUCCAUGAAUACUCCAUGCUUGAUUCCCCCGACUUCAGUAAGGUUUUUUCCUAAUCCAGUCAACUUACUGUUAUAAUAAAGUGAGAACAUUCAUAAUUUUGUAAAGAAGGUGAGCGACAAUAUCAACAAUUUUAGGAAACGUUACUUCGCACUCCAUAAGCGUUUUGUUUUCAAAUAUUUGAGUAAUUUGUCCAUGGUCUUUAUAUAAAUUCGUACCAGUAGCAUAGACUGGUAGCUAAUACAGUUUCGGCAAUCGAACAAAAUUCUCCUAUAAAAAAUAUCUUCACCGAAAUACUUCUUAUUUGGUAUACCUCAGUUGGUGUUUUCCGCUUACCUAUUUUAUUUUCACCGACUUUGAAUCGGCAGUAACCUUUAAAGAGCUACAGAUGAAGUUACAUGCAUACUUACAUUGACAAAAAUUGCUUUUAUUUCUUUAUAACAUGAAAAUAUUUGUGAGAUUUAAUAAGUGACAUUUAUGUCAAUAUGUGAUUUGUCUCCGCCUAUAAUGCAUAAGAUGAUUAUGUGAAUAUUUUGGAAUCUGAAACUGUUUUUUUUUUCACUGGUAAUAGUGUAAUAACAACCGUAUAAAAUAUUUCUGUGAUUUCAGUUCAUCAUAAAAAUUCAGUAUUUUAUUCGGUCAAUAAAAAUAGAAUUGAUUGGUUAGUUUUAUCACUCUCUCAACUAAUUAGAUAUUUAGUAUAGAGAUAGUUUUUCACACAUAAUGAUUCAUUUCAAAGUCAGUUGAUCUGAAUUAAUAGUUUUAUUUAUUUGAUUAUGGUACGUGUAUCCACUAUCUUGUAAACUGACUUCUCAUUGCAUUAAUGCUGUAUAUGUAUAUUUCAUUGGUUCAUAUAUUUUCAUUUUAAUUUGAUUAUUACAAUUGUUUACUGUUUUGUCGUUUAUAGUAAUAAUCUUAUUGAACAAAGAAGAAACAACAGUUCAUCUGUUUAUCAUUUUCUAUUAUUACCAAUGGACAAUAUUGAUAAUUUAUGGUUAGAUGGAAUGAAUUUUAACAAAUCUACUACAUCAUCCAUGAAACCAUUUUCAAUUAUUAGAAAUUUAUUACAUUUAAAUUUAAUCUACAUUUUUAUUCCACAGACAAUUAUGUCAAGUAAAGAUAGUCAACUUUCAGAGGUAUUAGCAUUGCAUAUGAAAUAUUUAUUAGAUAAUGUUUUAAUACAAACUAAUCAUCUUAUGAAACUUGUACGAAAAUACGAUAAUUCUAUAAAUUUGUCUCCUGGUCAGUACAAUGAAAUCUCAAAAAUUAUAGAUAAACCAUUGUCUGUAUCUAGUAUUUACGAUGUAACUGUUACAGUGCUCACACUCGAUGAUUCUGUUUCACAAUUAGUAGAAGAAUCUAAUGAAAUAUCGGUUUGGACUAAUGAGAUGUUGAUAAAUCCUAUACCAUGGUUAAAAGCACACGUAGGAUCAGCCUUUAAAAGUUGGUCGCCUUUUGUUCAAGUCGAUUUCUAUUCACAGAGACUUUAUGGAGUUAGCGCUGAACUGUUGAAAAAAAGUCAAUUGUCAAAAACCGGAAACUAUACGUUUUACUCGCAAGAUGAUAUAUCCAAUCUUAUUAAUUAUUUAGAAUCAUUUUUGGGACCUCCUCAAACAGCGUAUGCAGAUAGUCUCGAUAUGGCUCGUUCUAAUCCAGGCUUACAUCUUAUUUUGUUACUAAACACUUUUAAAAGAAAUAAUUCACACGUAGUUGACUGUCCUUUACCUUUAAGGUUUCAUAUAUCAUCAUAUCCAUCUGUAAUAAUAACCGACUAUGCACUUGUACCUCAAUGGGGUGGUCUACUUUCUAUUGAUGCUUCUGAUUGCAUGACAAGAACUGGAUCAACCAAGAUGAUUGCACAAAAAAUUAUUUAUGUGAUACGUUCAGUAUUAGGUUUUCCACAAAUCAAAGAAAUGUAUUUUGAUCGGGAUAUAGAUAACACUCACACCUAUCAUAUUCAAUCUAACAUGGACUUAAAUGGUCAAACAACGAAUUGGGAGCUUAAUUUGUGGUUUCUUCGACGGACUAUUGAAUGUCUUACUGAGACAAAACGAACUAUUGAGUCAUUAAUAAACCUACUACAACGCCUUCCAAACAUGAUUAUACGGGAUGAUGUUGCUCAUGAAGUAUAUCAUUCAUGUUCGAAUUGGUCGUUAGCGCUUGAUAAUCUCAAAAGACCUGAUGAAACAAACGAUUCAGCAUCGUCACACAACGAGAUUAUGUGCUCUCUCGGUGUUACAUUCCAAUAUGCAUAUAAUGCUUUAAUUUCUUCAAAUGGAGCGUUUUUCGACCACAGUCUGCUUGGUCUUUUAUAUUUCGAGGAUGAUCAGAAAUACGGUAUUUAUACGCCGCUUUUCGUACCAAUCGGCUUCGCCUUAUUCCUGUCAACGUAUCGAACAUUUAAACUAGUAUUCCGUAACAACAACUAAUAGGAAAUAUCUUUAUUUUAAUUUUAUAAUAUUUGUUCGUACCGGUAAAAAUAAAGUAUGUAUACUACU
Molecule: messenger RNA, 2872 nt
Organism: Schistosoma rodhaini
Lineage: Eukaryota; Metazoa; Platyhelminthes; Trematoda; Strigeidida; Schistosomatidae
Source: the annotation of a GenBank genome assembly